ACACAGACACACACCAGUGGCGACAGGGGAGAGUUGGAAAGACGCAGGAGAGAAGCAGGAGGCAGGAGGCAGUGGGGAGGGAGCAAUGGGAGCGGGAAGCAGGCAGGUUCCCUCGCAAAUCCCCCUCCGGCCCCACGUCGCUUCGCCGGCCCCGGCAGGGGAGCGAAGAGCCGGGCUAGCAGAUGGAGGAGUGGAGCUCGCUCUAGGCAGCGGGCUUGGCCGGAGAAUGGAGGAGCCGCCAAGCGACCGGCUGAUUGGAAGAGAAACGCAGAGCGAUGGAGGCGGGGGUAGGAGGACGAUUUCUCUGCGGGGACUGGCGGCGGCGUAUACGCCCGGGUCGGGCGCUGCAGAGCUUGGCUAGCUUUCAACCCGCGCUCGCCGGCUCCAGCCCCGCGCGCCCCCACCCCCAGCCCUCCCGGCGGCUCCGCAGGGUGAGGUGGUUUUGACCGCGGGUUGCCCGGCCAGCACGACCCGAGGAGGUGGCUGGAGGAGGUGGCUGGACGGCUGAAGAAUGAACGGAGAAGCUGACUGCCCCACAGACCUGGAAAUGGCCGCCCCCAAAGGCCAAGACCGCUGGUCUCAGGAAGACAUGCUGACUUUGCUGGAAUGCAUGAAGAACAACCUUCCAUCCAACGACAGCUCCAAGUUCAAAACCACCGAGUCACAUAUGGACUGGGAAAAAGUAGCAUUUAAAGACUUUUCUGGAGAUAUGUGCAAGCUCAAAUGGGUGGAGAUUUCUAAUGAGGUGAGGAAGUUCCGUACGUUGACAGAAUUGAUCCUUGAUGCUCAGGAACACGUUAAAAAUCCUUACAAAGGCAAAAAACUCAAGAAACACCCGGACUUCCCAAAGAAGCCCCUGACCCCUUAUUUCCGCUUCUUCAUGGAGAAGCGGGCCAAGUAUGCGAAACUCCACCCUGAGAUGAGCAACCUGGACCUGACCAAGAUUUUGUCCAAGAAAUACAAGGAGCUGCCGGAGAAGAAGAAGAUGAAAUAUAUUCAGGACUUCCAGAGAGAAAAACAGGAGUUCGAGCGAAACCUGGCCCGGUUCAGGGAGGAUCACCCUGACCUAAUCCAGAAUGCCAAGAAGUCGGACAUCCCCGAGAAGCCCAAAACCCCCCAGCAGCUGUGGUACACCCAUGAGAAGAAGGUGUAUCUCAAAGUGCGGCCAGAUGCCACUACGAAGGAGGUGAAGGACUCCCUGGGGAAGCAGUGGUCUCAGCUCUCGGACAAAAAGAGGCUGAAAUGGAUUCAUAAGGCCCUGGAGCAGCGGAAGGAGUACGAGGAGAUUAUGCGUGACUAUAUCCAGAAGCACCCCGAGCUGAACAUCAGUGAGGAGGGCAUCACCAAGUCCACCCUCACCAAGGCCGAACGCCAGCUCAAGGACAAGUUUGACGGGCGACCCACCAAGCCACCUCCGAACAGCUACUCGCUGUACUGCGCGGAGUUGAUGGCCAACAUGAAGGACGUGCCCAGCACUGAGCGAAUGGUGUUGUGCAGCCAGCAGUGGAAGCUGCUCUCCCAGAAGGAGAAGGAUGCCUAUCACAAGAAGUGUGACCAGAAAAAGAAAGAUUAUGAAGUGGAGCUGCUCCGUUUUCUAGAGAGCCUUCCUGAGGAGGAACAGCAGCGGGUCCUGGGGGAGGAGAAGAUGUUAAGCAUCAACAAGAAGCAGGCCACCAGCCCAGCCUCCAAGAAGCCCUCCCAGGAAGGGGGCAAGGGAGGCUCAGAGAAGCCCAAGCGGCCCGUGUCGGCCAUGUUCAUCUUCUCUGAAGAAAAGCGGCGGCAGCUGCAAGAGGAACGGCCCGAGCUCUCGGAGAGCGAGCUGACCCGGCUUCUGGCCCGCAUGUGGAACGACUUGUCGGAAAAGAAGAAGGCCAAGUACAAGGCCCGGGAGGCUGCGCUGAAGGCCCAGUCGGAGAGGAAGCCAGGCGGGGACCGCGAGGAACGGGGCAAGCUGCCUGAGUCGCCCAAGAGAGCUGAGGAGAUCUGGCAACAGAGCGUCAUCGGGGACUACCUGGCCCGCUUCAAGAAUGACCGGGUAAAGGCCUUGAAAGCCAUGGAGAUGACCUGGAACAACAUGGAGAAGAAGGAGAAACUGAUGUGGAUUAAGAAGGCAGCCGAAGACCAAAAGCGAUACGAGAGAGAGCUGAGCGAGAUGCGGGCACCCCCAGCUGCCGCGAACUCGUCCAAAAAGAUGAAGUUCCAAGGAGAGCCCAAGAAGCCUCCCAUGAACGGUUACCAGAAGUUCUCCCAGGAGCUGCUGUCCAACGGGGAGCUGAACCACCUGCCGCUGAAGGAGCGCAUGGUCGAGAUUGGCAGCCGCUGGCAGCGCAUCUCCCAGAGCCAGAAGGAGCACUACAAAAAGUUGGCAGAGGAGCAGCAGAAGCAGUACAAAGUACACCUGGACCUCUGGGUCAAGAGUCUGUCUCCCCAGGACCGUGCAGCAUAUAAAGAGUACAUCUCCAAUAAACGUAAGAGCAUGACCAAGCUGCGAGGCCCGAACCCCAAGUCCAGCCGGACCGCCUUGCAGUCCAAGUCGGAGUCUGAGGAGGACGAGGAUGAGGACGAGGACGACGAGGACGAGGAUGAAGAGGAGGAGGAGGAUGAGAACGGGGACUCCUCUGAGGACGGCGGGGACUCCUCCGAGUCCAGCAGCGAGGAUGAGAGCGAGGACGGAGACGAGAACGAGGAGGAUGAUGAGGACGAGGACGACGACGAGGAUGACGACGAGGACGAGGACAACGAGUCUGAGGGCAGCAGCUCCAGUUCCUCCUCGUCGGGAGACUCCUCGGACUCUGACUCCAACUGAGGCUCAGCCCCACCCGGGGCUCCCCUCCCCAGCCAACCACCUUUGUUUCUCCCCCAUGUUCUAUCCCCCACUCCCUGGCCUCCCCCACUUUCUUUUUCUUUUUUCUUUUUCUUUUCUUUUUUUUUUUUUUUAAACAAAAUACGGUGGGGGAGGGGCUGGAGGAGCCCAGGCCAGGACUCUGCUGCCUCAGAGACAUCAGCCCUGGGGGGCCCUCCAGGGAACGCAACCAUCAGACUGAGCCACCACUGGACCGGGCCGGCCCACCCCUCUUCUGCACUUGCGGCUCCGUCAUGGACAAUGGACCUGGGAGUGGGGUGGGGGGGUCCCAAAGAGUUCGGUGAGGCCCUCUACACCUGCAGCCCAACCCAUGGGAGGGUGGAAGCUUGGGGAAGACCCCUCCCUUCCCAGAGGGGCUUGCCGACUGGACCCCUACAUUGGAACUGGAGGCAGGGAACAGGUGGGGAGAGGAGGGUGGGUGCCUAAGAGCAAACAGGCACUGCCCCAUAGCCCUCUCCCCUGCCCUCUGCAGGAAGGAGCUGCCUGGACCCACUCAUGGGGGGAGGGGGCAGAAGUGUUUUUUAUAUAUGUGUAUAUAUUUUUUUUUUUAAGCUCUGAGCUGUCAACGAGACGUUUCCUACCGAUCUCGGCUGCCGUCUCUGUUGUCAUUUCUGGGAGAGGGUGGGUUUAGGGGGGUAGGUUUGGGACUUUUUUAAAACGGUCUUGGCACGAAUGGAAAAGUGUGCGUGCGUGUGUGUGUGUGUGUGUCGCCUGUACAUAGCAUGGGUGCACCUGUGGAUGUGUGCAAAGGCACGUGUGAGUGUGUGUGUGGAAGAGAGAAGGGGGAGCCCACUUCAGUCUGUGAAUCUGGUUGAAUGGGUUGGUGAGGCCCAGGGAGACGUUGAUCCUGGUGGGAACAGGCUGGGUCAGCCCCUUUCUCCACAUCCUCUGCUUUGCCUAAUCUCUGAUUCAAUUUGGUGGUGGGGGGGGGGGGUUACUGAAGCCACUCUGAUGCUUCCUGUACCUGCUUCCCUCUGCCAGGGCCACAGGGCUCUGAGCUGCUGCUGGUCUCCAGCAGGGCACCGGGGAGAGGGACAGAUUGGGUGGACCCGAGAGCUUCUACUUGGUGGGAAAAGCCUUUCCAGUUCAUCUGAGAGGUUGCCUGGCCACCUGAGGCUCAGAAAUUGGGCUUCAAGCUCUUAACACACAUCCCUCCUCCCUGUCCCUCUCUCUUCCAGCUCCCUACCCCCAUUCCCUAUGAUUUCUCAGGUCUGCUCCCUUCCCCACCCCUCCAAACCCCCAGCUGGGGAAGGGGUCUGCAAAGGCUGCUUUUGCGGCUGUCCCUUUAACCCUUCCUGGCCAUCUCAAAAUUUGGGGUACCCUGAUUCCUAGAACCUUAGUAAGCCAAGCCACCUGGUCUCUGUGGAUUUAAAUUUUUUAAUUUUUGAUUACAUUUUGGCGCCUUUUUUUUCUCUCCUUAUAAUCAUGUCAAUGACCUAUUUAAUUGGGGCUUUGUGCUUUUCUGCCUUCUGCCCCUGAAUGAAAGUCAAGUGAUGGGGGAAGAGUGGGAAUUCUACCCAGGAGGUGGAAUGGGAAAGGUGGGUCCCGCUCCCAAAGGAAGGCAGACAAUCUGCUUUGCCUUGGACAUGGUGCUGGGGUUGGGGGAAUUGGGGGGGUGGGGGGGACACUCCCCGCUCCCACUCCCCUUCCUUUGUCCUGACCCUGACGCAGGGGUUCAUAGGUUCUAUUUCUUCCCAGGAGCCCCUGCAAAGAACCCCAUUUCCCUGUUUGAAUGCCCCUGCGCUGUUGUGUUUUAGUGGAAUGUGUUUUCAUUUAAAAACAACUUUGAAUGGGGCGCUUUUUUUUUCCUGUUUUAAAAAUUGAAAAAU
Molecule: messenger RNA, 4692 nt
Organism: Panthera uncia (snow leopard)
Lineage: Eukaryota; Metazoa; Chordata; Mammalia; Carnivora; Felidae
Gene: UBTF
Product: upstream binding transcription factor
Exons: 21
Coding region: 512-2806 (764 amino acids)
Source: RefSeq, a predicted model, not a curated record